Messenger RNA from Diversispora eburnea, 696 nucleotides. The record is from the annotation of a GenBank genome assembly. NCBI's taxonomy places the organism in Eukaryota, Fungi, Glomeromycota, Glomeromycetes, Diversisporales, Diversisporaceae.
AUGUCAAAUAAAGUUGUUAUUGAUACUGAACAAAUUUCUGAUGUUGUAAAAGAACAACAAUAUGUUCAUGAAGUUUAUCAAGCCAUCGCACCACAUUUUAGUCAAACGAGAUAUAAGCCUUGGCCUUUAGUUGAGUUAUUUCUUAAAGAAUUGGACGUAGGAAGUUUAGGAGCUGAUAUAGGAUGUGGGAAUGGUAAAUAUUUAGAUGUUAAUAAGAAUGUGUUUAUGAUUGGGAGCUCCAAAUUAAUUGAUAUUUGUGUAUCCAGAAAAUUUGAAAGUAUCGUUUGUGAUGCUUUAAAUUUGCCAUUUCGAAAUGAAUGUUUCGAUUUUAUUAUUUCUAUUGCCGUAAUUCAUCAUUUUACAACACCAGAAAGAAGAAUUGCUGCAAUUGAGGAACUUUUUCGAAUCGUAAAACCGGGUUCACUUGUACUUAUAUAUGUUUGGGCUUUAGAACAAGAUGCACGUCGUAAAUUUGAUAAGGAACAUCAAGAUGUAAUAGUUCCGUGGGUUAUUCCUGCAUCCAAAAAUGAUCCGGAUAGAAAAGAAGAGGCUAUUUAUCAGAGGUAUUAUCACUUGUUUAAAAAAGGUGAAUUAGACAAUCUUAUUUUAAAUACCGGAAAAGCACAAAUAAUCAAGACUGAUUAUGACAAAGAUAAUUGGUAUGUUGUUGCAAGAAAGAAAUCAUGCAAUAAAUAA